AUGUCAAAAAUAGCAUAACAAAAUCGAUCAAGAUCUCAAUCAGAUAGAAAGCAUUUGAAGGGAGAGACUGAUGAUUAGAUUGAUUCUAAUCUUGAAAUUCUUUAACUUUGCAAGGAGCUUGAAGACCUGGGUGAGAUUAAAUCAUUUUAAUUUUGUAGUGGUAAAUCCUGGCUGCUAUAUUAAUAUAUCUUAUCAAAAUUUGCUGAGGAUUUAUUCACAUCUGAUGAUAAGGAAAAUAAAAAGCAAAUCAUAAUCUCUGCAUUUGAAAUAACUUUCAACAAGCAGUCUAAUGUUGAGAAAAAGUCAAAUCUCAUUAUCCCUCCUUAAUUAGACUAAUCUUUGAAGAAUAAAACUCCAGCAACAAGGAUUAGAGUACAGAAUAUUGAGCAGUUUGAAUAUGCUAUUCAGCAUAUUCAAAGAAAUUCGAUGAAUUUCGAUGAAAAUGGAAAUCCUUAAUCCAAUCAGUCACAUCUCUUCAUCAAAAUUCAUAUCCACCAAGAUGGAAGAGUUUAAACAUUAUCUAUUGUCGACAUGGCUGGCCUUCCGUUGAAAGAUAAGCAAGUUUACUUUGAGAGAAAUGAAAUAAAUGCUUCUAAUAAUUAUCUGCACUACAUAAUGAAACAGAUGUCUUACCACAGCAAUAUUAUUGGAGGAAACAAUGUUAAAAAUCCUCAACUAAACAAGAAUUCAAAAAUAUUUAAAGAGCUAGAUUCGAUUUUAAAUGGAAAUUCAAAGAUUAAUCUCCUUUAUAUUAAAACUGAUGAAGUUGAUGAAGAAUGCCACUUAAAAUGCGAUAAAUUUAUAUAAAAACUCCAUAACAUAAGAGUCCCACUUAUCAAAUAAAAAAAGUAGAAGACCAACUAAUUAAACUAUAUUGAGUGUCAUAAACUUAUUGAAGAGUUCGAAAAGUAAAAGCAAUGUUAAGAAAUUAAAUAAACUCAGCUAUAAUAAAGCAUUGUAAAUAAUCGAAAGAAAUGGGAGAAGACAAAGAAAGAAAUUUAAAACAAGCAAACACCUGUUAAAACAUAGCCUAAAAUACUGCAUAAAUUUGAGCCUGUCGAAGAAAAGCCAGAGGAGCCACUUCAAAAAUUACCGUCACCAGCUAAGAAGACUAUUGAUUUGACUUGUAUUAUGAGAGAAUAACCUGUAGUCUCAGAGCAUUCAUUUGCAAGAGAUAUGCAAAUAUAGGAUCAGCAGAACUAUUUCUAAAGAUUUGAGUAGCCAACUAUUCUAAUAACCUAGAAUACCCAAGAUCAUAAUGAUGAAGCAACCAUAAAAAAAUCUAUGCUUAAGAGUGAAAUAUCUGAAAUUAUGAAACUAAUUGAAAACAAUAACUAAGCACCUGCAUAGGAGUCAUUUAAGAUCAAUAACAAUAACUCAUUUAUUAAGAUCUAAGAAAACAGCAUGACUUAAUACUAGUUUGGUAAGAUCUAGGCAAAGGUAAAUGAUGUGGAUGAGUAGGUUCAUAUGAUCAUGAUCAGAGCUGAUUAAAUACUAGGAUCUCAACUUAAGCAAGACAAAAAUGAGAUAAGCAAUCUUAUAAAGCAUAUUGAUUUGGUUCAAAAUGAGCUGCAUAUUAUUGUGGAAGAAGCUUGCAACUCAGGUUAAUUCUAGACCUUCAAAUAGCAGUUCUAAGAACUAGAUCAGAUUCUGGCUGAGAUCAAAGAUCAGCUGAUUAAUAUCAAUAUGACUCUGAUAAUUAAUCAAUCCACUAAUCAGAUGAAGAAAGGAUAGAGGGAGGAUUAUAGUAGAAGUAUAGAUUAUGGCAUUAUCUAGAAAAAUCUUAUCAGUAUUCAUGAGAAAUUUUAUCUUAAACUUGAAAGUUUGGUCAAUACAGUAGAGGGUAGUAAACUAGCAUUAUCCAAAGCUUCAUCUUCUUAAUUAUAGAAAAUUGAAAGCCAAAUAAACAUCCUUAGUGAUUUAUUAGUGGUUGAUAAUUUUAAUAGAAAUGCUAUUGACCAAGUUACUGAUAUGAUGAAUAAUCUGUAUGAUGAUUUAGUGUAGAUAUUUGGUAAAAGUGAUUCAGACAUAAGAUAAAUUAAUAAAAUGCUUAGAGAUGCUAUUGUUGAGUAAUCUUCUGUUAUAUGA
Messenger RNA from Stylonychia lemnae, 2088 nucleotides. The record is from the annotation of a GenBank genome assembly. NCBI's taxonomy places the organism in Eukaryota, Ciliophora, Spirotrichea, Sporadotrichida, Oxytrichidae.